AUGGAGGACGAAAUAUCGAUCGGUAUCGGUGGACCGGAUGUUGAGCUACGCGCGCGUAAGCAGUGGUUGAGAGGCGUGCUAGGCAGACCGUAGGCAGCGUGGAUAAGCUGCCGCACUGAACACCACAGGAGCGGCCCACUGCAAGUUCAGUCUCGAGAGCCCCCGAUAGUCAACACCGACCCACUACCGCAGUAAACGGCCCCAAUGACAGUCCGCUUAAUUGUCAUACGUCUUCAGUCGCGUUUGCAAUUGGUAUAUUGCAGGAGCCUAGGCCGAGAGUGAGACCCCGGUUAUCAUGAUAUUUAGGUCCGGUCGCGAAUAGAAGGAGAAGAAGUGGGACCCCAGUUUGCACGGAUCGUAUAUUCUGUACAGAACAACGGUAUAAGGGCUUGGAGAGAGCUGGCAGCCAGAGGAGGGUAUCCCCGGCGCCGGGAGAGCGACGUCCCAUGUGUCAGCUAGAGAAUGCGUCAAAGCGUCUUAGGCCAGGCACGUCUGACUCGACCGUGAAUCUGAUUGGUCAGUUGGAAGGCCGCAUGGGCGAACACCAGACAGCCUUGGCGUGUAGACACUCGCGAGAGCCCCAGCUUUGCGACAGGCGUGCGGGGUAGGACCACUACGCGGUGACUCGGAGCAACAUAACCGAAAAGUACUUGCUAACGUUCUGGCUUUCUCGACACCACACGGGUGCAUAGGACUAACCGCGGUUCAUGCUCUGACUUCUGGCUGGUUGACUGUUUUUCGGCCCUUCUGAACGAGGCGCGUCGAUGACGAAUUUGUCGAAAUAAGAGAGACCCUAAAAGCAAUGCUAAACUCCACUCUCUUGGUGUGCGAAUUAUAAAGAUGACAGGCGGAAGAUAAGUACGGCGGUCUACCGUUAGGUGGUCGGAUGUGGUUAUGUAGCCGCUCCUGAAGUCUUAAAAAAACCAGCCGCCUGUAAUUCGGGACCGGUGGUGAUGAACGUUUUUAUUAAUUGGGCCGGGGAAGACACAGGCGACGGGGUCAAGUAGUUGUAUGCAAAAGAAAGCUUUUGGGAAUGCGCGGUUGCACUUUGAGAGGAUGAGAAUUAGUUGCCCUAACCCCUAGCCUUAGUCCCUAAAUCCUAACCCUAACCGCUAACAGUAUUGUGUCCAUCAGGUGCGACUGCAUAAUCACAACUCACCCGUUAGGCAUCUGCGAAUGCAAAACUCUGUUCGUCCCAAAUGCAGCCAUGCCAGAACCCCCUUCCGACGCGUUCAAUCACAUUUUAGGGACAACAGUGAGAGGGAGGAUGUGCAGUUCUUGCACUCAUUGCCAAACCGAGGUCCUUCAUACGAAAUUGCUAGGAUAUGCAUGCUUAUGGACGGUCGUUUGGUGAACAGUUUUCAGUUUUCGCAAAGAAAAUGUCCCUACGCCAGCAAGCAUCCUGAAUCCCUCUGAUAUUGACGCGGUGCACAGACUAGAAUCUUUCUUCAGACGGCGAACAAUGAGGCCGAAACGCCCCCUGAUGGCUACAGACCAAUCACCCAGUGGUAUACAGCACGCUAUGGCGAAAUUUCAAUUCAAGGUUUGCUAGUGAAUCUAGUCAAGGCCCCACCUCAAGAUUGUCCAAUCACCAGUCCGCAGUCAACAGCGUGGAUAAACCGUCUAUGACCACGUACAACACAUCAGAAAUAUGGUUUUGUCCCUGAGGAUGCGACAGGCAUCAGCCGAGCUAAUGAGAAUAUAGUCAGAUUGCUGCCCAAAAUCUGUUUCUCGACUGCCUCACUGAAUUGUGCCAUGAACCUGCCUUUUGCCCGACAAGCGUUGCACACAAGAUCCAAGUCAGCUCAGACAGCGCCAACCAGGACAAACGAACAGAGUCACGCGGGUACAACGGCUGACGCCCUCUGUGAAGAUGGAGAAUACCGGUCACUGGUCACGUGGCCAGCACUGGACAUCAGAUCAUCGUCACACCCAAGUUCCCGAAUUGUAUCCUCACGUGCGUUGACGACCGAGCAGUCCGCCCCGGCGCCGAGGGCAGCGUCGACAGGCACUCUGAUUUUGCUGAAAUUACGACGGCCGCCAGUCGGCCAGUGAGAAGCCAGAGCCAAUAAUCGCCGCACUAAACGCGACCAUCGGCGAUGAAGUUGGAAGUCCCCAACUGUAAUAAGUUUGUGGUUGUUUAGCCACCACACAUGAGUACACCACCUUCAGCUGUCGCUACCUCCGAUUAUGGGUUCAAGUUUGAGUCAGAAACGCCAGACCUAAAAAAUUAUGUCCCGAACACGUAACUCCAUGUCCUGUACCCUGUGAUUUUUUGAAUUAUUGGUUUGAUAUUCUCUGGAGUUGGCAUACCAGAAAACACAUAGAGGACGCUGGCAGACAUGUCGAGGAGCCGAAAUCCUCACAGCUGUGUCAUGUAGCAUCAAAAUUGGCCAAAAAUAUGUCUGGGCUCUUAACUACAGUAGGUGGGUUAACUCAUGAAAUGUCAACCGAAAUUCCGAAAUACGUUUUCGUUUCCAAAAGAUUAAUUAAGUAGGGUUCUAAAACUUAUCAGCGUGCAACAUAAUUCUAAAAUAAUUCAGCUACCUCGGGAUGCCGGCUUUCGAACGAACGUCUUACCGGCUUCAUGCAAGAGGCAUACUCUGCAAAAAAUGAAUACUUAAGUGGCAUGCAUUUUUCUCACUGAUUUUUGAUGCCUUUAAAAAUUCAAUUAUAUUUCAUAGAAAAAAAUUCAUUAUUUUGAUCAUUCGGUAGAAAAUUACGUCUUCUUUAAACUUUCUACUUAAAGGAAAGCUAUAAUUCAGUUUCAAAAAAGUUUCUCAUCAUGAGAUUUUUCAAUACCGUGAAAUGCCCGUUUAUAAGACAUCUAGUAGCUGCAUUUACUAAUGUGGCUUGUGCAGUUCACAGUAUGGCUCAAAUCCACUGCUCAAUUUUAUGAACUCCAUAGGGUCUCUUCCUAAUGCUGUAGAGAAUUGUAUGCUUUCUGUACGCGAAAAGUAUACGGCUUCUGGUUUGCAAACCCUGAAUGCAAGACUAACGUCAGGUCGGGCUUAAGAUUAGACAGGAAUUGGAAAAGUUUUUGGAAACCGAAUUAUAACAUUUUUCGAGCAUAAAACUGUAAAAAGACGUAAAUGUCUACUAACUGAGCCAACUAAUGAAUUUUUUAUACAUGUUUUCCAUGAAAUGUAAUCCAAUUUUAAAGACAUCGAAAAUCAAUGAGAAAAGUGCAUGCUAAUUAAGUAGUCAUUUUCAUAUAGUAUAGCUUUUGUAUGCAGCCGGAAAGAAGUUCGUUCGAAAGCCGGCCUCCUGGGGGAACUGAAUUAUUAUAGAAUUAUGUUGCCUGUUGAUUAGUUUUACAACCCCACUUAGUUAAUAUUUUCGAGUAGAAAACGUAUUUCGGAAUUUCGGUUGACAUUUCAUGAUUUAACCCACCUACUGCACGUAGGGACUACGGCUAACCAUCUUUCAUGGCAUUACCAACAAAGACUAGGGGGACUGGGAUGGCCAUUUCAGGCCUAUCAACCGUCGUUAGUCAGAUCUUUCAAACCCCGAGGCUCGACCUCGACAGGACAACACGCCUUUGGCUCAGUGGUUAGGGUGUCGGACAUCUAGCCAACAGGUCGCGGCAUAGAGUCCUAGGGAUUGCACACCUCGGAGUUGGUAUGGCGGACUGAUAACGGUUUACAGGUAAGGAAUGACCACUCCAGUUUCCCUUGUCCCUGUCAGUUAUGUCAUUCUGCCGACCGGUGAGCGACAUCAUUAGCCAGUCACGCUUGACCUCAAGUUUUCUACAGGACCUUAGAGUCAAGCCUGUAUUUUAUUGGUCACUGAACGCAGAGCAGAGCGCUCAACAGCUGAGCCACGGACCAAUGUCCCAUCGGUUGCGAUCGGAAGUACUGCGUUCACGAAUCAGAUCAUGAAACGGGUUCUUUCCUUCCUGCCCUGGGAUUCAAUCUCCAGACUUUGCAGGUGGUGUUUUCGUCGCCGUCAGGCUGAGUAAACUGAAAGUCCAACCAGGAGAAUCUGAAAAUAAAGUUAUUUCUUUGAAAAAAGUGUUUGAUUAGUUCGCCAGUACUUCCACCACACUUCUCCGGCAGUACCUGCCAAAUGCACUGACAUUUGCCGCUUCCUGGCAGCUCACAUGGUUUGCAUGUGACACCGAAUGAAGCGAUUUUAACCAGGUGUGGCACGAAUGACUUCUGCAUGUUAAUUUCUUGCGACACCUGGCGGUGAUAAAAGCUCCCCCUAGGGCAGAGCGAAUGCUGUAUAUGCGCACAGCGAGGGUACAUGUGACAGUUGAUUGUAUCAAAUUGUUGGAGAACUACACCAUCUGCAGGGUCUACUACCUCCCACGAGGCCUCAACCAAACGAAGGACGCUAAAAUCAAACGUCGCAAAUUUUUCCAGAAUUGUGUGUAUUGGCGCUUUUCUACUACUACUACUACUACUACUACUACUACUACUACUACUACUACUACUACUACUACUACUACUACUACUACUACUACUACUACUACUACUACUACUACUACUACUACUACUACUACUACUACUACUACUAA
Messenger RNA from Spirometra erinaceieuropaei, 4522 nucleotides. The record is from the annotation of a GenBank genome assembly. Lineage: Eukaryota; Metazoa; Platyhelminthes; Cestoda; Diphyllobothriidea; Diphyllobothriidae.